This is a messenger RNA of Neoarius graeffei (lesser salmon catfish), 2043 nucleotides long. Its product is annotated as dehydrogenase/reductase SDR family member 13-like. The transcript has 5 exons. The record is from RefSeq and is a predicted model, not a curated record. NCBI's taxonomy places the organism in Eukaryota, Metazoa, Chordata, Actinopteri, Siluriformes, Ariidae. Bases 110 to 1066 code for a protein of 318 amino acids.
CAGGCCUCAGGUGCGUCACAAGGAUCUGGUACAAAAGACGUCAGUGUUUCUCGAAAGUCAGUACAAACUUGUUCACACUCAGGGAAAAUCCGUGCCGUUCACUUCUGACAUGUUUUCUCUGGUUAUUGGCGUCGUGUUAAUCGGAGUUGUGUACGCUACUUUAGUGAACACCUUGUUUAAGAAGUCAAAAUGUACAGGUGGGAGAGAGAUGAGUGGAAAAACAGUCCUCAUUACCGGUGGGAACACUGGGAUUGGCAAAGCCACAGCCAUGGACCUUGCAGGUCGAGGAGCGAGAGUGAUCCUGGCUUGCAGGAACAAACAGAAAGCCGAAGCCGCCAUCAACGAUAUUAAAAAGGUGACUGGGAGCAACGAUGUGGUGUACAUGCAGCUGGACCUGGGCAGCCUGAAAUCGGUGCGUUCCAUGGCUGAGACCUUCCUGAAGACAGAACCCAAGCUGGAUGUACUUGUUAAUAAUGCAGGUCUUGUCGCAGAUGGUCGAACUGAAGAUGGUUUUGGUAUCGAGUUUGGCGUCAAUCAUCUUGGCCACUUCCUGCUGACGUGCCUCUUGCUGGACCGGCUUAAGGAGAGCCCGGGAGCCCGUGUGAUCACCUUGUCCUCGAUGGCUCAUCAAUGGGGCAAGAUCAACUUUGAUGCACUGGUCACCAGCAAAGACCUGGGUAGUGGGAGAUACAGCUGGCAGUUCUUUCAGGCCUACUGCAACAGCAAGCUUUGUAACGUUCUCUUCACGCACGAGCUGGCGAAGAGGCUGAAGGGCACUAAUGUCACCUGCUACAGUGUUCAUCCUGGUAUUGUGAAAACCGAGCUCUCCCGUCACGUCAGUCUCUGGCAGAAGGUGUUCAUUGAACCAGUAUCCUGGCUGCUGUUCCUGGAUCCAAUGACCGGCGCCCAAACAACCCUUCACUGCGUCCUACAGGAAGGCAUCGAGCUGCUCAGCGGCCGCUACUUUUCUUGCUGCGCUGUGCAGGAAGUGAGUGCCAAAGCCAAAGACAAUAACGUAGCCAAGAAGUUGUGGGAUGUGAGUGAGAAAUUAUGCGGGCUCUCCUAAAUCUGACAGAAGUGUCAAACUUGCAGCUUGUGAGACUUGAACCAAUUUCCAGUCAUUUAGCCGUUCAUGUUCUGUAAAUAUGAAAAUAAGUUCUAAGACUGUCAUUGAUGGUUGCAUUAAGUAUGUACUAGAGGAUGUUAGAAUGGACAGUUCUUUUCAUUUUAGACUUUUUUUUUUGCUAUUUCAAAUCUGAUACACAAGGGUACUGUGUAAUUUUUGUACAUUGUGCAUUUUAUAAAUUGUUGCUGUUUUAAUUAUUGUUGUAAAAUCUGCAGUGGUUAAAAUUACUUGGUGUUUCUGUAAGAACCAAAGUCAAAUUAUCAAUAUUUUGUAAUGUUAAUGUUAUGUCUGAUAAAUGCACGUCGCAAAUGCGAAUAUCCAUGUCUAGUUAGUGUCCAUGCGAAUACAUCAGCUAUUUUAUUCCGGUUUGCGUGACUGAUGCCAUUGCCUCUAAGCUAUGUUCUGUAUGUGCGUCUGUGACGAGACAAAACCGCACGUCGUUGUGUCAGAGUUUACAAGUCUCUAAAUUUUACAGGUCUCUUUCUGGAAGCUAGAGCUCCAGGCAUUGUAGCUGUCUAAAGGCUUUCUAACUGAGGCGUGUGUGUGUGUGUGUAUGACUAGUACAAAUAAUUGGUGACUUUGCAACAUCUAAAUUUACUUUACCAGCACAUUUCUCCUUGACCUAAAAGUUGGGUGGUCCCAUUCUGGGAAAAAUCUUUGACUUCAACCAAUCACAAGGCUAAUGCUAGUGGUCCCACCCACUUAACUUUUAUGGUAGUAAACUAGCAAGCUAAUGUUGACCUGGUGAAAUGUGAUCAUUCUGAAAUAAUUAAUUGCAGCCAAUCGUAAUCACUUUAUCUUACUCAAGGUGGUAGCGGAUCAGGAGCCUAUCCUGGAAAAAGUGGGAAUACACACCUCGCAGGGCUCCGCUCACACUAUAUCUGCUAAACAUUAAAGAACCACAUAUGUGUCUUUUA